This is a messenger RNA of Acinonyx jubatus (cheetah), 10567 nucleotides long. It is a transcript of the gene PDE10A, whose product is annotated as phosphodiesterase 10A. Lineage: Eukaryota; Metazoa; Chordata; Mammalia; Carnivora; Felidae. Gene Ontology annotation, molecular function: 3',5'-cGMP-stimulated cyclic-nucleotide phosphodiesterase activity; protein binding. Gene Ontology annotation, biological process: negative regulation of receptor guanylyl cyclase signaling pathway; signal transduction. The coding region runs from base 2018 to 4822 and encodes 934 amino acids. The transcript has 23 exons. The record is from RefSeq and is a predicted model, not a curated record.
UGAUCUGUCUUCCCUGGUAGGUUAGGGACUUUUUUUCCCCUGCUGCUUUCAUGAGUCUCUCCUUGCCUGAGUAUUUUGUGAAUUUGACUGUGAUAUGCCUUGCUGAUGGUCGGUUUUUGUUGAAUCUAAUGGGGGUCCUCUGUGCUUCCUGGAUUUUGAUGUCUGUGUCCUUCCCCAGGUUAGGAAAGUUUUCCGCUAUGAUUUGCUCACAUAACCCUUCUACUCCUAUUUCUCUCUCUUCCUCUUCUGGGACCCCUAUGAUUCUGAUAUUGUUCCUUUUUAAUGAGUCACUGAUUUCUCUAAUUCCUAAAUGAUGCUCUUUUGCCUUAAUCUCCCUCUUUUUUUCUGCUUCCUUAUUCUCUAUAAGUUUGUCCGCUGUAUGGCUGAUUCUCUGUUCUGCCUCAUCCAUCCUUGCCACCAUGGCAUCCAUCCAUGAUUGCAGCUCAGUUAGAGCAUUUUUAAUUUCAUUCUGGCUAUUUUUUACUUCUUUGAUCUCUGCAGAAAGGGAUGUUCAUCUAUUUUCGACUCCAGCUAGUAUUCUUAUUAUCGUGAUUCUAAAUUCUGGUUCAGACAUCUUGCUUGUAUCUGUGUUGGUUAAAUUCCUGGCUGUCGUUUCUUCGUGCUCUUUCUUUUGGGGUGAAUUCCUUCAUUUUGUCAUUUUGAAGGGAGAAAAGGAAUUAAUGAGGUAGAAAAAUUGAAAUAAAAUUAAAAUUAAGAAAAUACUAAAAUUAAAAAUUACACACACACACACACACACACACACACACACACACACACACACAAAUCGAAUAUAUGAUGCUAGAUCCUAGAUGUGUUUUGGUCUAGGUGUUGAAAGUGGUUUGACAGAUUAGAGAAAAAAAGGGGGGGAAGAAAAAAAAGAAAAAAUGAAUUCACUGAAGUAGACUAAAAUGAGCUGAUGGGGGUAAAAUAGAAUUUGAAAAAAUAUACACAAAAGUAAAGAAUAUAGUAGAAAAAAAUUAAAGAAAAAUAUUUUUAAUAAAAACUAAAAAUAAAUAUGAAUUUUUUCUUUUUCUGUACUCAAGAGAAAAGAAAUGAAAAAGAGAAAAAAGGUUUAAAAAAAGAAAGAAAAAAAGGAAAUCGUUUGUAAAUUUUAAAAAGUGAAUACACUGUAGUAGACUAAAAUAAAAUGAUGGAAGUAAAAUAGAAUUUGAAAAAAUUUACGUAAAAGUAAAAAAUAUAGUGAAAAAUUAAAGAAAAAUAUUUUAAUAGAAAUUGAAAGUAAAAAUGAAGUUUUUCACUUUCUGCAUUCGAGAAAAAGAAAAGAAACGAAAAAGAAAAAAAAGAAAAAAGGAGAUCGUUUGAACAUUUGAAGAGGUGAAUACACUGAAGUAGACUAAAAUAAAAUGAUGGAAAUAAAAUAGAAUUUGAAAAAAUUUACACAAAAGCAAAAAAUAUAGGAAUAAAAAUUGAAAAUAAAAAUGAAUUUUUUCUCUAUCUGUAUUCAAGAAAAAAAAGUGUAAAAGAAAAAAUAAUUAAAAAAAAUAAAAUUGAAUAGAUGGACCUGCUAACAGACUGAAGUAGGACUGAAAUUACUUCGUUUUCCCCUAGAAGUCAGUCUGUGUAGCGCCUCAUAGUCCAUAAACUAAGCCGGCGGUGAGACUUGUGUUCUUCAAGAGCGAAGUUGGCCCAGUUGGGCGGGGCUCAGUGUAACGUCUCCGCUGUCCACUGGAUGGCGCUGCUAGCCUCCUGGGGUGGAGUGUGGCGGCGCUCCUUGGUGCGUAUGCGCAUGCGCGGGAGCGGAACAUGGCGUCAGCCAGCUACCCGGUCUGUUUUCCCAGAUCAGCAAUCGCGCACCCGUCUUCUGUCUUCAGCUUUCGUCCACUCUCCGCCCUUUCACUCUCCGCGACCAGGCCCCAGGCAGUACCUCUCUGCCGAGUUUUGUCUCAGAUGCGGCUGUUUUCCCCGGCCCCUUACUCCCGAAGGACUGCGGCUUUGACCCGUUCCGCCCCUCCGCGGGAGGGUGUCACCGAGCACUGGCCCAACGAGCAACGGCCGAAUGUCCGCUGAACCCAGGAACGCCCGCUGGACCCUGCUGCUGCCGGUGCCCCGAGACUGCGGCCAGGUGCCAGCCCGCCCCAGAAAAAGUUCGCGAGCCGGUGUAGCAGCAGCGUUUCAGGGAUGGUGGGAAAUCACAACACGCACCUGGCACCAGGCCUCACCCUUAACGACCUUGUUUCCAGCACCAGCGAAUGUGGCCGUUUUCCGGGGUCUGCUGGGACCAGGUGGCUUCAACAGUCUCCACCAAAUGUCCUUCCAGCAGUGGGACUGCUUCUCCCCGUGUGGCCCGAGCACCUCCCGGACCCCACUCUGCUCCUGGGGAUUCGCCCUUCCCACCAGAGCACCGCCAGCCAGCUGUCUUCCCUUCACACUGAGGAGUGGGAGCAAAGGACCGACUUUGCCGACUCUGAGGAGCAGUGUGGACGCCUGGGCGCAGAUGGGCGAUGACCCAGCGGAAGGCAGCUUGGAGCCCUGCAAGGCAACAGGUCUGACAGAUGAAAAAGUGAAGGCGUACCUUUCCCUUCAUCCCCAGGUGUUAGAUGAGUUUGUAUCUGAGAGCGUUAGUGCUGAGACCGUAGAAAAAUGGCUGAAGAGGAAAAACAAGAAACCAGAAGAUGAAUCGGCUCCUAAGGAAGUCAGCAGGUACCAAGAUACGAAUAUGCAGGGAGUUGUGUACGAAUUAAACAGCUACAUCGAACAGCGAUUGGAUACAGGAGGAGACAAUCAGUUACUCCUUUAUGAAUUGAGCAGCAUCAUUAAAAUAGCCACCAAAGCUGAUGGAUUUGCACUGUAUUUCCUUGGAGAGUGCAAUAACAGUCUGUGUGUGUUCACCCCCCCUGGAAUCAAGGAAGGGAAACCCCGGCUCAUCCCUGCCGGGCCCAUCGCCCAGGGCACCACCAUCUCUGCCUACGUGGCCAAAUCCAGAAAAACGUUGCUCGUGGAAGACAUCCUUGGGGACGAACGAUUUCCAAGAGGUACUGGCCUGGAGUCUGGGACUCGUAUACAGUCUGUUCUUUGUUUACCGAUUGUCACUGCAAUCGGUGAUUUGAUUGGCAUCCUUGAGCUGUAUCGGCACUGGGGCAAAGAAGCCUUCUGUAUGAGUCAUCAGGAGGUCGCGACAGCAAAUCUUGCCUGGGCUUCAGUAGCCAUCCAUCAGGUGCAGGUGUGCAGAGGCCUUGCCAAGCAGACCGAAUUGAAUGACUUCCUACUUGACGUAUCCAAGACAUAUUUUGAUAACAUAGUCGCAAUAGACUCUCUACUUGAACACAUAAUGAUAUAUGCAAAAAAUCUGGUGAAUGCCGACCGUUGUGCACUUUUCCAGGUAGACCAUAAGAACAAGGAGUUAUAUUCAGACCUUUUUGAUAUCGGAGAGGAAAAGGAAGGAAAACCUGUCUUCAAGAAGACCAAAGAAAUCAGAUUUUCAAUUGAGAAAGGGAUUGCUGGUCAGGUAGCAAGAACAGGGGAAGUCCUGAACAUUCCAGAUGCCUAUGCAGACCCACGCUUCAACAGGGAAGUGGACUUGUACACGGGCUACACCACGCGGAACAUACUGUGCAUGCCCAUCGUGAGUCGGGGGAGUGUCAUAGGCGUGGUGCAGAUGGUCAACAAACUGAGCGGUAGUGCCUUCUCGAAAACGGACGAGAACAACUUCAAGAUGUUUGCUGUCUUCUGUGCGUUAGCCCUACACUGUGCCAAUAUGUAUCACAGGAUCCGACAUUCCGAGUGCAUUUACCGGGUGACGAUGGAGAAGCUGUCCUACCACAGCAUCUGUACCGCGGAAGAGUGGCAAGGCCUCAUGCACUUUAACCUCCCGGUGCGCCUCUGCAAGGAGAUCGAAUUAUUCCACUUUGACAUUGGUCCUUUUGAAAACAUGUGGCCUGGGAUUUUUGUCUACAUGGUCCAUCGGUCCUGUGGGACAUCCUGCUUCGAGCUCGAAAAGUUGUGUCGUUUCAUCAUGUCCGUGAAGAAGAACUACCGGAGGGUUCCUUACCACAACUGGAAACACGCGGUCACCGUGGCGCACUGCAUGUAUGCCAUACUCCAGAACAACCACGGGCUUUUCACCGACCUGGAGCGCAAAGGGCUGCUAAUUGCGUGCCUGUGUCACGACCUGGACCACAGGGGCUUCAGUAACAGCUACCUGCAGAAAUUUGAUCACCCCCUGGCCGCCCUCUACUCCACGUCCACCAUGGAACAGCACCACUUUUCCCAGACGGUGUCCAUCCUGCAGCUGGAAGGGCACAAUAUCUUCUCCACCCUCAGCUCCAGUGAAUACGAACAGGUGCUUGAGAUCAUCCGUAAAGCCAUCAUUGCCACAGACCUUGCUUUGUACUUUGGAAACAGGAAGCAGCUGGAGGAGAUGUACCAGACCGGAUCGCUAAACCUUAAUAAUCAAUCACAUAGAGACCGUGUCAUUGGUUUGAUGAUGACUGCCUGUGAUCUUUGUUCUGUAACAAAACUGUGGCCGGUUACAAAACUGACAGCAAAUGAUAUAUAUGCAGAAUUCUGGGCUGAGGGUGACGAGAUGAAGAAGCUGGGAAUACAGCCCAUCCCCAUGAUGGACAGAGACAAGAAGGACGAGGUCCCACAGGGCCAGCUGGGCUUCUACAACGCCGUGGCCAUCCCCUGCUAUACGACCCUCACCCAGAUCUUCCCGCCCACGGAGCCUCUCCUGCAGGCGUGCAGGAAUAACCUGAGCCAGUGGGAGAAGGUGAUCCGAGGGGAGGAGAGUGCCGUGUGGGUCUCGUCCCAGCCGGGGGCCCACGAGCCAUCCGAGAAGCUGCCAGUGAAGAUGGGGGACUGACCGCUACGCGACCAGCUGUCCCACCUGAAGACGCCCGUCCUGCUUCUUUGACUUUUCUUCCUUUUAUUUUUGGGGGGGGGAAACCUACACCUGGUAACUGGGCUGCAGACCUCUUCGACAAGGUGACAUCGGGAAACACGGCAAGCGGAUGACUCCCCGCCAGUCUCGUCUGUAACGCAUCGUAGACGGUGACCAACCAGGACCACCCCGGGGCCAGAUCGGCUGUCCACGUGACCCCGUUUGACCUGUGAACUGGCCUUUUCUAAUAGGCGCAUAUUGCUGAGGCCUUAAUGGGAUAGGACAACAAUCAUUCAGAAGGGGGUACUUUUCCAUUGUAUCUUUCUAGUGAGGGGUUAAAAUGGUACUACUCUGAUAUUGUACUUUGGCUCUAACACCAAUGUUGCUUUGACGUUGUUGGUUCUAAAUAGGAAUUUUUACAUAUUACUGUUGUGAAUGUUUGUGUGUGACCUACUUGUAAUUAGCGUGAAGUGUAGCAGACGGCCUCAGGACAAGCGUCAUUGAGGGGACAGCGUAAGAAGUGUCUUUCUGCAAUCAGCGAUGGACGGUAGUCAGACUCCUGUUUCAGAGCCUCGUGAAUUAAAAGUUAGGUGGACGAAAGUGUGUUCUUUAGGUUUAUACUGAAGGGCUUAGAUGAAUAGGUCGAACACUGAAUGAGGUGGACUUUCUGUCCUGAGAAAAGAGGCAAGUAUACACCAUAACAAAUCUCCGAACCACAAGUAUCCACCAAAAAAUGGCAAAGAAUAUUUUUUAGUUGGUGUUGUUUUUUUUUUUUUUUUUCCCAUCAUUGUAGGCAAAUUUUCUAAACCCUUUGCAUAAAGAACAAAACAAAAGCCAAGCAUAUGAGUCUUUCUUAACAGACAGGUCUUAGGGGAUGUAAAAUGUGAAUUUUAAUAAUGAUUUCUUUAUAUUUUCACUUGGUGUCAUUGCAAAAUUUGAGACUCACACUCAAAAUGAGAGGUUUCUUCUACGAAUUCUUUCAUUAAAAUACCAUACGUUUCUCUUAAAAUCACAUUAAACCGUGAAAUUUAAGUCGUGUGUAAUUUUUACUUUGAUCUGCCGUGCCCGCUUCCCGCUCGUCCCCUUUUGUGCUCCUCAGUCGCACUCCCCACGCUCUCCGUCUGUGACCGGGAAGUGGAACCCAGUGCGGAUACUUCGGGGCUAACUUCUGUCCUCUUUCCUCUGCUUGAGGUCAAGGAUCUACACCGCAACCUGUGAUUUGGAGAGUUUCUUCUGUAUAAUUUUGGGUAGACUCUUAUUACCGUACAACGUAAACGUUUUGAAGAAUACACAAGAGUCUGGACCCCUUCGUACAAGGAUUACAAGCCAGCCAGUCGCUUCUGGUGCCCAUUCAUGCUGUUGAUUUUCAGCACCAUGGCAAGGUCACCUCCAAAGCUGUGGUUAGUCCCGACCCCGAAGGAAUUCGAGUCUCAAGAAGUGAUGGGCUGAUUCAUAACAAAUAGCUUAGCUACUGUUCCCGUGGCAGGAGACUGGCAUAUUACUUUCAAUAAAAUCAAUUUUGGAAAUACUCUCUUACAUAUUCAGUGAUGUACACAUUAUUAUCCAUACGGUUUUUGCCAAAAAGAUUAAAUGUUUCUACAACACGAUUUAUGUUGUAGAAGAGUUAGCUACAUGUAAACGUUCUUAUUUUGGAAUUAACACUAUGUGUUCAGUUUCCCUGUGGGCUUUUGAAAGUUGCCAUCUUCCCUACGUGGGGCUCCAUUUGCUGUUACGCAAUACGAGGUAAAAUGAAAUACCACUGUAACUAGACACACACACGCGCACGCAUGCAGAUAUACACACGUGUAUGAAAGGACAUAUGUAUAAGGGAGACAGAUGCAAGACAUCAAUAAAAAGUAAGAGCCCCUUUCUUCAAAAACUGACGCGUGUUGGAAAAUGUAUAUUGUUUGAUAAAGAGCGGACUAGAAAACAUCCCUUUUCACGUUAGUGCGUUUACAGGAUUGGAUUCUAAAACGUUGCAUGUUUUUCCGCACCUGCAUGUAUGAAACUGGGCCCACCAAAUCGAACCUCACUCGCGAGAAUUAAUACAGGCAUCUAAUUUAACUCGACGACUGAAAUGCAAGGGACCAGGGGAGGAAGUAUCAUUUAAGAUGGGUUUAAUUAAAAGGAUCUUAAAAGAAUGCGUGAAUUGGGCUUUUUGAUACAGAAAACAGUCAUGAGGGGGAGGAAUCCUAUGGCUAUCUUUCCAUUUUAAGAGUGCCGUUCGAAGAUUAUUAGAGAAAGGUCUCGUAUUUUGGCAUAGCCAGGUGUAUUAUGUCAGGUGAUGUGUUCUUUGAACAACUUUCUGAAGAAAUGUACGUGGAUUUAUCGAUUGGCUGAUUUCUCCUAAGGUAUCCUUAUGAUCAAAGCGAAGUUUGAACAAAGGACUACAUUCUAACGUAAACUAUGAAUAUUCCUUAGUACUACUUCGGAAUCAUAGAUUGACCUAAACUGGGCCCAAGAUGCAGUGGUAUUUAGUCAGUAAUCUGCUUCGGAAACAAUGCAGUUAGGAGUAUUUUUAUAUUUUGGCAGACAAACUUUUGAGUUCUGUCCUCAUCUUUCUCCCAGAUCUUUUCUUCAAAGGGCAGAUGGCUUUAAUUACCAGAAAUUUUGACAAGUUUCUCAUUAAGGUGGUAUUUCAUGUUGGGCCAAAUUUCCCUCCGCAUAAAUUUGGUAACCAGCUGUGAGUAUGUGUAGCUUGUUCGAUUUGUGGAAAUUGUUAGUGGUUGUGCUGAUGGAUAAUAGACACAGCUUUGUUGUCAAAUGCAAUUCGUACAUCAUCUUCCCCAGAGAUACUGACUGUAUUUUUUAACUAGAAAUUUUCUUGGAAAUGCCUGCCAGCAACAUGAAAUAUCGAACUUAGGCAGUGGAAUAAAAUUCUAAAAAUCCCAAGCAUCUUAUUAAUUAAUAGCUGACUUUGGUUUAAUUCAUGAGAAAAACUUAAACAAAUAUAAAUGGAUGUGGAAAGUCAGUCUCAAAAGUGGCCCUUUUUUGGGCCGGAUUGAGAUCCACAUCCCAGCCCUCAUCACUCUGUGAGGCUCGUCAGAGUCAUGGAGGAGAGACGAAGCUGAAUUUCUCAGCACAGCCGUCCUCAUUCUGGACGCUUCCCUCCGUGGGAAGGCGUCUGUGCAAAUGAUACAGUGCCGCUCGAGGUGACGUGUUCUCACGGUGACGACGACAGAACUACUUGGAAACUGGAUUUAUUCAGCGUAGGUUUCCUCUUUUGAGCAUGCUUUUUAGAUAGCUUUAGAUUCCUUUUUUUUCCUUUUCCACAGUUAAUCUCAGUGAAUUUUGCUUUAUUGGUAUGAUUGGGCACUCUAGAUAUGUUUGUACGUGAUACACAUAGAUGCAUAAAAUCCUUAGCUACCUGGAUUUUGUAAUAGAUUUAGUUUGACUAUUACGUUUCUGGUCUUUUAACUCAAAAUUAAGGUUUGAGCUUUAAUAGGACUAAAUUCUUCACCAUGCCUGGGCCUGUGCUUUCAUUUUAAACUCUGUGAUUUUACGUCUUUAUUCAUAGAGUUAUUGUUUUCUUCUUCUUGCUUAAUUAUAAGUAAAAACAUUUAAAGGGACACAUCUAUAGUUCAUUUGAUCAAAUUGAAUGAAUAGGAAGGACCGUUCUCUCCUCAGAUUUCUGUCCUUUAUUUGAUGUCCUUCGCACACACCCUCAUGACUGUAACCAAUGAACCGUUCAGAUGCAGGCUUUUUUGCAAGCGUUUCCAAGAACUGCGACACGAUUACGGUGUGAUUUCGUUGGGCUUCAGGUACAUACGCAUGACUUGGAUUUUGAAGAUCACUUCUGUAUCUGUUUCGGACCUGUGUUUGCUUUCUACACUGCGCUGGUUUUAUUUGGGGCUUAAUUCUUGAAAGACUCCUUCCUUCGGUCGCACUAGUGUGACCCUUUUGGCUGCAAGUUAUCAGCCUGGCUUUAAAAACCUCUGUGAGAUGUAAAUUACCCGUUCUCGACAGCCCCCCUUCCCCAGCAGUGCGUGGCUGUUCCUUUUUGCCUUCGCUUAAGUAUUUACCCUGAGACGCAUUCUGCCGAUUUCUUUCACCACUUCAUCUUAAGUUCGAAUUAGUGGUCCCCCAGGCAGUGCUUCACACUUUGUGUGUUUUGUCCUGUUUUUUUGUACUGGAUAUUUCGGUUGUCUGAAGCAUUCGAUGCAUUUCCGUGACGGUAAAAAAAAAAAAAAAAAAAAAAUAGCAGAAAAGAGAGAAAAACGUUUCAUUUGUGUUCUGGUUCUAAAGUAAAGGGGUGGGACAAAGAGAAAGACGUGAAUGUUCCCGAAGAAACAAUAUUCGAAAUUCAAAGAAGCACCACUCCCUUCGCUCGCCUGUCAAGUUUCCGCCCCCCUCGGCCCUUCGGUGGACCACGGGGCUGUCUACCCAGCGUGCGGUGUGACCGACCUUCACAGCGAGGGUCAGGAAAACGGGCACUGAACGCAGGCUAGACCCGAGCGUGCCUCUCCCGGGGCGUCGAUGAGUGUCACCCGAGGACCCGGACCCCAAGUUAGAGCCCAGUCCGCCGUGGCGAGUAGAGACGUCAGUUGGCUGGUGGGGGGUGCCAACUGAGGGUUUUGAGGUAUAGCUGCAGAAGUUUAAACGGACCGUUUGCAUUCCUACUACGAGUUAAGGUUGAAAAGCGCCCCAGCUGGUACUCCAGCCCACCUGAAAGAUGACUAGACCCCGGGCGUUGCGACUUGUGGGUGUUUUCUUUAGCCACUUGAACGAUAAGCCAGUCCCGUGCCGUAUCUCAAACAGCCUGAGUAAAAGCCAGAUCGGCAGGAUUGUUUCCCAUAGGAUCUGUCUGUGGUGUCUGUUCUGCGUCUCCAUUUCGUGUGCGCGUGGAAAGGACGAUAGACUUCUUUGUAGGAGGAAUGUCUAUACGAUGCCUCCACCGCCUCGCCGGACCCGACCCAGUGACCCGUGUGAAAUAACGUGCUCGCCCAAAACACUGUGAAAGUUACCCAAAUUUCAUGGAAAUGCAGCCUCUUGAAACUUUCUGAAGAGGUGGCUUUCUCUGUAGGUCCGUACGAAUAGAAGAGAUCCUAUCUCCCUCCCUAGUCAAGGUACCGAAGAAUUUGCUGGCAGUAAUCUUGCUGAGCCCACACCGCUAGGGCGUAAGAUGGGCUACGAGCCAUCAGAAACAGGGCACGCUCGAUAAACAGAUUUGUGGGGGUGAUGGGUCUGCAUCCAAAGUUUUAAUGGGCUCUCUUUUGGAAGGAGAGUUUCCGGCUUCAUGAUAGUUGAUGAGUUGGCAGAUUUCAAACCAAUUAUUUUGUAUGGAUGACACAUUAAAGAUCUUUGUAAAAUGCGCAAGGGCAAUAAUUUAAAGAGGUCUUACCUUGGCAUUUAUAAAUUAUAAAUAUUGUACAUGUGUGUAAUUUUUUUCACGUUUUCAUUUGCAGUCUUUGUACCUAAAAGAAACCUUUACUGUUAUGUUUGUAUAAUAGAACAGUCAUCAUUUAUUAUAACCGAGGCCAGUUGUAAAUAAACUCAUAAUGCAGACUGCCGGUAUAUAUGCACAUAUGGGUGUUACACUGAAAAAUGUAGCUUUGUUUUACUCACAUGCUUAGAGCAGCAAGAAACCUUUUGUCGAUAUGUAACUAUACAUACAAAGUAUAUAUAUAUAUGUAUGAUACAUGAAAUAUAUGUAGAGCUGUUCAUAAUUUUAAUGGAUAUCCUUUGGUGUGAAUAAUUGAAUACAGAGUUUUUAAAGUAUCCUCUUUC